AGAUCUGAACACAUGUAUUGUGAUACUUACGCCAUUUAGACGAGGGCACUAUUAGAUUAUGUACGGUACAAAGUUUCCACGAAGCUGAAGUUGUUCCAGUCGCUGACGCUAGGAGCUGUCCGUGGUACUGAAACGGCAGUGCUCAGCCUUGGAGGUGCUGACGGCACUCCAAGCGAGCAGUUGGCUUAGUGAGCGCCGAGGUGCCCCGUUCUCCGCUUCUUCUCCGAUUACAAUUACAAACCUGAGCAGAAGUAUCCCUCGCGCGGGAGCGCGUGCGUCGGAGAUCCUACUGCAAGUGGUUUUCGGAGCGUUGGCGCCUCGCUUAUGUUUGUUAGGAAAGUGUUUUAACACAAGGACAUUAUUCUGUAAAAGGAACCCACUGCCGAAAGCAUGAACACGGCAAUAUAUUACAGACCAAACAUGGUCGUUCUGGUGCUGACUGUAUUUGCGGUUGUGGUUAUCGCACGGGGGCAAGGUUCUGCUGUGAUACAUAAGUUGGCAGUGACUCACAAAGGAAGCCUAGUGGAUUCAGUGGACAGCACGCACGAGCCGUACAGAGGCGUGCCUCUGGUCACUACCGCGCCUCCGUUCACUGGCCUCAACCACCACCCUCCGUUUAAGCCCCUCCCCCGAGGUGAGCUGCACCACCGGGGCCAACAGCAGGUUGGUGGUAGGGGAGGGGCGGAGCCGCGACUCACCGAGGGCCCUCCCACUCAUCUGGUCCCCCACGAGGAGGCAGCUCCGUUCUCUGACGUAGCCGCCGCCAGUCUCACCACGCCAGGGCUCUCCGCUGGUGCCGUGGGUCAGACGCGGAGGAGGAGACCCGAGGAGACGUCCACCGUGCUGUCCGCCACGGUCACGCGGGCAGGCCGCGGCGACAGCGAGACUACGCGGGAGCCCCAGCACGUAACUAUGCUGCUGAUGGGAGGAAAAGGCGAGACGCCAAAGACCAGGGUGGAGCACGACACGCCCAUCGUUCCUGGCAUCGCGGUGACAUCACUGGCAGAUCUGAAUGAUAAGAGCAGCAGUAGAAGCAGCUCCAUUAUAACUCCCACUCAGACACCAGCCGCGUGCAGAGGCAGUUUCACGGCACCAGGGGGCUACAUAGAGGCCCCGUCGCAGGGCAGCUGGCCCCACACUAAUGCUGACUGCACCUACACCGUGACCGUCUACAUGGGCUACGGCGUGGAGAGUCAGGUGGUGAACGUGAGCCUGGCCGAAGGGGACACGGUGCGCUUCGAGGACGCGGGUGGGCGCAAGCCGUCUGUGCUGGCCAACGAGUCCAUCCUCAUCAAGGGCCUGGUGGUGCGCAGCUACAGCAACCAGAUCUCCGUCCACUUCCGCAGCCGCCGGGCCCCGCCCGGCUCCUUCCUGCUCCGCUACCAAGCGUUCGUGUUGAGCUGCAACUUCCCUGAGCGGCCGGCCUACGGGGACGUGUCUGUGAGCAGUCUGCAUGCCGGAGGACAGGCCUACUUCUACUGCUUCACAGGCUACCAGCUGCAGGGCCCGUCCACGCUUACUUGCCACAAUGCCACCACGCCCUACUGGAGCGGGAAAGAGCCCCAGUGUCUGGCGGCGUGUGGGGGGAUGGUGAAGAACGCCACGCUCGGCCGCAUCGUUUCCCCCGGUUUCCCUGGCAACUACAGCAGCAACCUGACGUGCCACUGGGUGCUGGAGGUGGCAGACGGCCAGCGACUGCACGUGCACUUUGAGAAGGUGGCGCUCGCCGAAGACGACGACAGGUUGCUGAUCAAAAACGGGAACAACAUCGACUCCUCGACGCUCUAUGACUCGUACGAGGUGGAAUACCUACCCAAUGAGGGCGUUGCCAGCUCCUCCCGAUAUCUCUUCAUCGAGUUCACCAGCGAUGGUUCGGGCACCAACACGGGAGUGGCUAUCCGCUUUGAAGCAUUUGCGCCAGGCCAUUGCUACGAGCCCUUCGUCAAGUAUGGUAACUUCACCAGCAGUGACAGCACUUAUCCGGUGGGCACAGUAGUGGAGUUCAGCUGUAACCCUGGGUACACUCUGGAGCAGGGAGCCGUCAUCAUCGAGUGCAUGGACCCCGACAACCCACAAUGGAACGAGACUGAGCCUGCCUGCAGAGCGGUGUGCAGCGGGGAGAUCACGGACUCCGCGGGAGUGGUUCUCUCUCCUAACUGGCCCGAGGCCUACGACAAGGGCCAGGACUGCAUCUGGGGCAUCCACGUGGAAGAGGACAAGCGCAUCAUGUUGGACAUCCAAGUCCUGCACAUGGGGAAGAACGACCUCCUGACCUUCUACGACGGAGACGACCUGACCGCCAAGAUACUUGGCCAGUACAGCGGCUCACGGCCACGCUUCAAGCUCUACACGUCCACAGCCGACGUCACCGUCCAGUUCCAGUCGGACCCGGCAACCAACAUCUACGGCUACGACAAUGGCUUCGUGGUGCACUUCUUUGAGGUCCCUCGGAAUGACACGUGUCCAGAGCUACCUGAGAUCGCGAAUGGCUGGAAGACCACAUCUCACCCCGAGCUGGUGCACGGCACAGUGGUGACCUACCAGUGUUACCCUGGCUUUGAGGUGGUGGGCACUGAAAUGCUGAUGUGUCAGUGGGACCUGACGUGGAGCGGAGACCUGCCCACUUGUGAAAGAGUGCUCUCAUGUCCAGACCCUGGUUUGGUAGACCACAGCCGCAGGGUGAUGUCAGGACCGCGGCUCAUUGUAGGCUCCACCGUGCAGUACAUCUGCAAUAAGGGCUACUCGCUGUCUGGCAACAGCCUCCUCUCCUGCUACCACCGGGGGUCCACCGGGCCCAAGUGGAGCGAGAAGCCGCCCAGAUGUGUCCCUGAUGCAUAUGAACCGUGCAGGAAUCCCGGCACCCCUGCGUUUGGUGUCCAGGUCUCAGUGAAGCAGGUGUACCAGCCAGGAGAGACGCUGAGAUUCUCCUGCCUCAGCAGUUACAAGCUCCUGGGGGAGGCGGUUCUGCGCUGUGUCCCUGCUCACCCCUCCAGGUGGAGCCACGCCCUGCCCGUCUGCAAAGCAACGACUCUGGAGUACAUAAAUGAACGCAGGCUGGACGUCGCCAGGGCCGAUUUCAGCAUGGAAGGAGUCAACAUGACCAUCGCCGUCUUCAUCCCCGUGGCGAUUAUCAUGCUAAUCGUCAUGUCCAUAUACAUCUACUAUUCGAGGGUGCAGGGGAAGCCCCUCCGGCUGCCUCUGUCAGCAUCGCCGCAGUACAACCAGAUCCGGGGCGAGAGCGCUUUCGAGAACCCCGCCUACGAGACCACAGUCUCUCGCUGUGUCUCUCUGUGUCUCUGCAUCCCUGAAGAACAGUGAGGACACCAGGGAGUACGAGGUCUCCAUUUAGGCACUCUGCUAACGUUUGCUCCGAGGACCGUCACACCGUCUUUUCCUUGUGGAAGUUCCCCCUGCUUCUUUUGUAGCCUCCGCUGGUCUUCGAGUGGUCCCAGCCUCCCUGAUCCUUCCCUGUCCCGGUCUGCUGUAAAUACCCCGAUCGUCCCAGAACUUCCACAAUGUGCAGCGACGCGUGCGGAGACCGUGAGCUUAUUUUUGUAGAGAUUCAGCAGCAGUGAUAAGGCAGCGGGGCGUGUACAGUUUUUAAUCAAACAAUGGAGGCAGCAGAGUGAGAGACAUUGCCAUUCGGUCUGUUGAUGUCUCACUAUAAGGAUUGUUUUUGGAUUUCCUUGACAUUACUGUCAUUUAUGUUUUUUCAGUCUUGUUGCUUCACAUCUACAGAGAAGCUGUGAUGAAACAUUCAGAGCAGUGAAAAAUUAAGCCUUUAAUUUCUGAAACUAAAACUAUGUAAUCUGACUGUGGUAAGGAAGUUAAUUUGAAAAAGAAAACUGUCACAAAGAUUUAUUUUAUUUUAUUUUGGCAAAUAAAGGUCUGCAUGUUUUAGAAGUUUGUUUUGUUUCCAUGCUUUCAGGUUCAGGUAGACUUGUGUUUGUUACCUUUGAACAAAGCUGUGAACAGUGAAGGCCAAGAAGUUAAAUGAGUUAAAACAAAAGUUAAAAACUGGUCUGUGAAAAUGUUAUUCUGGCAUUAAACUCAUGUGAAAGUAUUGGAAGUUUCAAAGCUAGCGUUAUUAAGAUAGGAAGAUUAAUGUCCAAACCAGAAAAUUCCAAAACACACAAUAGCUGUGAUUAAAAAAAUAGCACUUAACAGUGUCAUUGUCUGAUAUGUAUUUAUAAUAUCCUGACAUCCUAGUCUAGGACUGCUUCUGGGUCUAAGGGUGGCACUGUUUAUUAAGAUAGGAAGGGGGGCACUGUUUAUUAAGAUAGGAAGGGUGGCACUGUUUAUUAAGAUAGGAAGGGGGGCACUGUUUAUUAAGAUAGGAAGGGGGGCACUGUUUAUUAAGAUAGGAAGGGGGGCACUGUUUCUGUGCUGCCUGGUCAGCAAGAACAGUAAAAUUACAGUGGUUAAAUGUUGUCCCAUGCAACAAUAAUACCUGUUUAAGUAUUUUUGCAUGCUGAAUUCAAAUAUCUUUUCAGAUUUUAUGUCUCACCCAGUUGUUGUGUUUCAGUAUACUGGCACCAAAUACAGGUGAAAAUCACACACCUGUACAUUUCAGAAUUGUUUUUGCACUUUUAAAGUGUAAUAACAGCCUUAUGCUCUAUCACUUGAAAACUAUGCCUGAGAAAUUCUAAAAACAGUUUGAAUUCAGCAUAAAAAAGUAUUAUAUGCUCCAUCUCUUUGAGCCUGUGGAACAAAAACAACAUUCAAACACUGUUGCCCAGUGUUAUGAGUUCAUUUCUGUGUUUGUCCCCCUCCCUGAAAAAAAAUCUGGAUGAAAUGUUUUUGUGGUCCCGUCAUUAAUUUAAUCAUAUUUUUUAUACGUUUUAUACACAGUUAUGACCAGCCAAUGCCAUCAAAUAUUCUUAAGCUAUAAAUAUUUAAUGUACAUACAAUUUUACUGCUUACAUGUAUUAUAAACUAUGAUUCUUUUCUUCAGUUAUCUACUGUUCCAUACCACUAAAAGUAAUCUUAAACGAUCUUGUACACAUUUUCGGGAUAAGUGUUUUUUCUGACUUACAAAUUGUCAUGUUAAUGUUACCAGCAAUAUCAUUUUAAUGAUAUCAACGAUUUGCCAUUUACACGUUACCCUAUUUCCCUACAUACUGCAGUGUUCCUUCCUGUGAAUGUGUCAACCAGUGUCUUGAAUGGUAUUUCAAGGAACCAUUUCACAUUAAACACUAUUUUAAACAUUAUUUCCACUGUGGUGUGUGUGUGCCAUGUGACUAGUACUAUACGUGCUUCUUGGGUUAUAUGGACACUGCAGUUUUACAAAGAAGUGAACAGUGAUUUGAUUUGCUAUCGAUCCAAAGGAAUGGGUAGAAUAUGUUACCCAUGCUCACUGAUAAAUACAUCCACAGCUCUAUAUAUUAUAAGCUGAAAGAUGUUUUGUAGCUUAAAUGUAUUAUUGUUAGUAAACAACAAAGAAGUUGCACUCGAUGUAUUGGCUCUUACAUGGAUAAGAAGGUUGUCCUUACCUCAGUCCCUGUCUAAAAGGAAUUGUAUUCUAAAUGUUAAUGUGCACAAAUUGGCAUUUAAAAUAAAGUGCAGUUUUAGGAUCAAUCUAGAACACCUCUUUCCAUUACAACCAACGGGGGGUCCUAAAAACGUAGAAAUGACAAAGAUGACCUGACUUUCUGUUUUUGAUUAAUUGUAUUAUGUAAUAAUCUGUCAUAUAAGAGGACCUCGUCAAUAAUAAAAAUAUACCCUCUGAAGUCCA
Messenger RNA from Electrophorus electricus (electric eel), 5734 nucleotides. It is a transcript of the gene sez6b, whose product is annotated as seizure related 6 homolog b. The record is from RefSeq and is a predicted model, not a curated record. Lineage: Eukaryota; Metazoa; Chordata; Actinopteri; Gymnotiformes; Gymnotidae.